GUUUCAGUUUCUCUCGGAUGGGAUUGUGUGCUCGGCGCGCGGAUGGAGGGAUGAGACCGUGGGGGAAACGCGGGGAGAGCGAGCACGAGAGCAGAGGAAGGGGGAGCCGCGGAGGAUGUAGUCUGCGCGCGCUGUGAGAAUGCAAAGCGGACGCACCCCUUGUGGAAGACGGGGCUGAACUGUGUCGCGGCCGUGCAGCCUGGUACGGGAUUUACAGCCAGCAGCCACAGAGGAUACUACUACUACACACACACACACACACUCACACACACACACACACACACACACACACACCUCGACUCACACACACAUUCGUGGGAGACGCUCUCCGGUGUGGAACCUAUACCCGUGUGGAGUUAUACGUGUGAGACGUGCGCUGUCAUUUUUUUUUUUUUUAAAUCAUGGGAUGUGGAAAGUUAAUUGCGCCCUGACACUCGGCGGACGGAGGGACCGCAUCCGGAGAGAGCUCCCCGGCUGGCAGCCGCUCAUUGGGGAACGCGGGGCCCUACAGUACUACAAUGAGUGAGUGAAAGAAGAUUUUGGACCUGCACCCUCAUCUGUGAUGUUGUAGCCGCGGUAACAUGUGAUUCCUGAAGAAGAGUGUUUUCCGCUUUUACGUCUCUGAAGGUGUUGUGCCCAGGCGGGGGUGGUAACCAUGGAGAGGCUGUUGCUGUGUGUGAUGCUGGCAGUUGCCAUGGCAGUGCGGGCACAGAUCUGCCCGAAGCGCUGCGUGUGCCAGAUCCUGUCGCCCAACCUGGCAACCCUCUGCGCCAAGAAAGGCCUCCUGUUUGUGCCGCCGAACAUUGACAGGCAUACCGUGGAGCUGCGGCUGGCUGACAACUUUGUCACCAGUGUGAAGAGGAAAGAUUUUGCAAACAUGACACGGCUGGUGGACCUCACAUUAUCCAGAAACACCAUCUCCUUCAUCACACCUCAUGCCUUUGCUGAUCUGGAAAACCUCAGAGCCCUACACCUCAACAGUAAUCGCCUAACGAGGAUAGGCAACGACACGUUUAGCGGCAUGUCGAAGCUCCACCACCUGAUCCUGAACAACAACCAGCUGAUGCUGAUCCACCAGGGAGCGUUCAACGACCUGCUGGCGCUGGAAGAGUUGGACCUGAGCUACAAUAAUCUGGACUCUAUUCCUUGGGAAGCCAUCCAGAGAAUGACGAGCCUCCACACGCUGAGUUUAGACCACAACAUGUUGGACUACAUUCCCGAGGGGACCUUCUCGCUGCUGCAGAAGCUCAACCGGCUGGACGUCACCUCCAACAAACUGCAAAAGCUCCCGCCGGACCCUCUCUUUCAACGAGCGCAGGUCUUGGCCACGUCAGGGAUCAUGUCGUCCUCGUCCUUCGCGCUGUCAUUUGGCGGGAACCCCCUCCACUGUAACUGUGAGCUCCUGUGGCUGCGGAGGCUGAAGAGGGAGGACGACCUGGAGACGUGCGCCUCGCCCCAGCACCUCUCCGGCCGAUACUUCUGGUCCAUCCCGGAGGAGGAGUUCUUGUGCGAGCCCCCCCUCAUCACCAGAUUCUCCCAUGAGAUGAGGGUGCUUGAAGGGCAGCGAGUCGCACUGAGGUGUAAGGCAAGGGGUGACCCGGAGCCAGCCAUCCACUGGAUCUCUCCGGAGGGCAAACUGGUGUCCAACUCCUCCAGGACGUUGGUCUACUCCAACGGGACCCUGGACAUCCUCAUCAGCACUGUGAAAGACACCGGCUCCUUCACCUGCAUCUCGUCCAACCCCGCCGGUGAAGCCCACCAGACGGUGGAGCUGGUCAUCAUCAAGCUCCCCCACAUCUCCAACAACACCAACAACAUCCAGGAGCCCGACCCGGGGUCGUCGGACAUUUCCACGUCGACCCGCGGCGGCGCCAACGGCAGCAACGUGACGGGCGACGUGAAGGGCGGCGCGGACAAGAGGGUGGUGACGGCCGAGGCCACGUCGUCGACGGCUCUGAUCAAGUUCAACUUCCAGAGGAACAUUCCGGGCAUCAGGAUGUUCCAGAUACAGUACAACGGGAGCCAGGACGACUCGCUGGUGUACAGGAUGAUCCCCCCAUCAAGCAAGAACUUCCUGGUCAACAACCUGGCAGCGGGGACCAACUACGACCUCUGUGUGCUGGCCAUCUAUGAUGACGUCAUCACCUCCCUGACGGCGACGCGGGUGGUCGGCUGUGUGCAGUUCACCACCGAGUCAGAGUACAUGCGGUGUCACUUCAUGCAGUCGCAGUUCCUCGGCGGCACCAUGAUCAUCAUCAUCGGCGGGAUAAUAGUGGCCUCGGUGCUCGUUUUCAUCAUCAUCCUGAUGAUACGGUACAAGGUGUGUAACCACGGUGAAGGUGGUAAGGGCGUUUCAAUGUCGAUGACCACCGUCCACUCACAAACCAAUGGGCAGCAGUCACAGGGAUGCACCGUGACUCCCAGCGCCUCCAAACAUGGCUCGAUCGGAUUGGACGACCUCUUGGGCGGCACAAAGAAGAGGAGCGGGGCGGCAGGAGAGGCGGUUGGGGGCAAGGACACGCUGACCCACUCGUCCGACUCCUCCCUGCCCGACUGUUCCACGACUACGUCGGUCCUCAGCCAGCAUUGGACGGCCAGAAGCCCGACGGCCAGAAGCCCGACGGCGGCAGCCGAGGAGCGGGAGAAAGCUGGCGAAGAGCGACCCCAAGCUGGCGUCUCAACUCCCAACGGCACCACCGGCACACUGCCCAAGCCAAAGCGGAAGCCCGCUCCGAGUAAGCCGGGCUCGGCCUGCUCAAGCAACCCCACCGUCCCCGAAAAUCUCCCCUCCCCUCGACCUCCCUCCUCCUCCUCCACCUCCUCCACCGCUUCCUCGGUGCUCCUCCCUCCCUCCAUCGGCCUCGAGCACCUCAACACCAACCGCAACAACUCCACGUCUCUCAACCACACCCCGCCUCCCGUGGCCCCUUCCCCUUUCUCCAGCCCUUACAACACACCCAGCCCCGUCCCCUCCUCCCGAUUCAGAGAGAUGCCCAUUCUGCGCCGGGCUCCCCGCGCCUCCUCUUCCGCCAAGUACCAGACUCUCCCUGUGGAGGAGGGAGGGAGGAGCAGGGCGAGGAGGAGGUAUUCACUCAGCGAAGGGGGCUCAAAGACUCACUCGCCCCAUCAGGGAGGAGGAGGAGCAGCGCCCAAAUUAGGGCGUAUAGUGCGUAACAAAAGGAGCCAAUCAAUGAGCGGGAUGCUGCUCGCUAAGGAUGGCGAUGGAGACUCGGACAAAGGGCGGUGUGAUUCGGACUGGAUCUUAGAAAGCACAGUUUGAGCGGGAACAAGAAAUAAACUUAUCAUACUUAUCUUUUGUAUGAGAGUGUGUGUUGUUUGUGUGUGUGUGUGUGUGUGUUUGUUUGCGUGUGUGUGUGUACACAUCUACGGAUUUGUUCAUAGAUGUGUGAGUGACGGUAAAGGUGUGUGUGUGAGCCUUUGUGACAUGUUUUUACCGUUUAGAAUGUGUGUUUUCGGUGUGUGUUCCCAUUAACCGUGGCCGGAUGAGCGCGUCUUCUGCAUCCACACCGCUUCCUUUUUCAACCAGUUUUUUUUUGAUAUAUAUAUAUAUAUAUAUAAUUAUUUUUCAUAUUCUUCACAACUCUUUGUAUUCAGUUUACAGUUGAUGUGUUUUAGUUUUUUUUCCCACUUUGAGACAGUUUCCCGUCGGCCAUUGAGCGAGCGGAGAACUUGCCUUGUCUCGUAGCGUCCUCGAGUCGUCUCGUCGGUUCACACUUUAUAGCACAAGAGAAAAAAAGGACGAUGGCCUCAUUUCCCGACUCUCGCACUCACCUUAUCUGAAAAGAAUACCACGAAGAGGGAAUACUUACAGGAAGAAAAAAAUAACGGUACAAAAAAACCCCCCCAACAACAACACAAUGAGUGAAAAGCACACCAUGAUCAACGUUGGCACGGCCGCAGGAAGGGUGCGUCCAUCUGGGGGCAAGAGAAUCGCAGUCGGCGCCUUCUUUUGCACUAACUGACUCUGGGACACAUGACACAACCGGAUUCAGGACUCCGCCCACAACUCCACGCUCGCGGGAUUAGCAAAGAGGGGGGACAAACAAGAGGAACGGAGCGACUUCACACAUAGCCUUUCUCGCCCACUGACGAGUACGGACGUUUUUCAGGACACACAGUGACACAUAGACGGAGACAACAAACAAGCAACAGACAGAUGAAGACUUUUAACGGACCUCUUAAUGAAAUUGAUAUUUUUUAAAGGGAAGAAUUAAAAAAAAAAAAAAGGAAAAAAAGAAGAGGAACAUAAAAACCUUGCGAGCUUUCCACCGGCGGUGGUCUACCGCGGCCCGCGGCGGUCUCAAGCUCCCGGGAAAGCUUCUGUACAGAAAAAGGCAACAUGUACUGUGUUGUUAUGUUGUGUAAAAUAAAAAAAGGGAUAAAAUGAA
This is a messenger RNA of Scophthalmus maximus (turbot), 4409 nucleotides long. RefSeq names its product leucine rich repeat and fibronectin type III domain containing 5a (gene lrfn5a). The record is from RefSeq and is a predicted model, not a curated record. Lineage: Eukaryota; Metazoa; Chordata; Actinopteri; Pleuronectiformes; Scophthalmidae. Gene Ontology annotation, molecular function: protein binding. The transcript is spliced from 11 exons. The coding region runs from base 656 to 3280 and encodes 874 amino acids.